ACAACAAUACCUUAUUUACUGUAUACAGUUAGUACCACGUGUGUGUGCGUCCGUGUGUGUGUGUGUGCGUGCGCGUGUGUGUGUGUGUGAGUGAGAGAGAGAUCUAAUUGUUAUGCUUUUUUAAUGGCUCGUUGCUUUUGAACCUGCUCGAGGACGUUUGGAGCGAUGACGUUUCACCAACCCGGAAAUAGCAGUUAGACAGUUAAAGAGAGAAGUAACUCAGUCUUCACGGAUCUUAGGCGUCGGAUCCAGGCUUCUAAACGUUUCUACCAGACUUACACGUCAAGUGUGAGUUGGAUUGUAGGCCUGCGGCCUUGGCCAAGUGCCUGGGUGGCUCUUCCUCCCCUCACCUUCCUCUGCUCAUCUGCUGGUAUCUGUCAUGGGGAACCUUUUAAAAGUUUUGACGUGUACAGACCUUGAUGAAGAGCCCAACUUCUUCCUUGAUUUUGAAAAUGCACAGCCAACGGAUGCAGAGCGAGAGACAUGGAAGCAAGUGGAUGUGGUUCUAAAGGAUGCUCGGGCGAUUCUUGAUGAACUUCAGGCCUACAAUGGGGCUGGGAAAGAGAUAAGAGAGGCAAUCCAGAAUCCUAAUGACGAGGCGUUGCAGGACCAGGCUUGGGCUGCUGUUGUGCCACUUGUGGGAAAACUUAAAAAGUUCUACGAGUUCUCUCAGAGAUUAGAAGCAGCUCUGCACAGCCUGUUAAGAGCCCUGACCAACGAGACAUACAGUGAUGCCACACAGCACCUGGAGCGAGAACAGGCCCUUGCCAAGCAGUUUGCUGAGAUCCUGCAUUUCACACUCCGAUUUGAUGAACUGAAGAUGACAAAUCCUGCCAUCCAGAAUGACUUCAGUUACUACAGGAGGACUCUGAACCGCAUGAGAAUUAACAACGUCCCAGCAGAAGGAGAAAAUGAGGUCAACAACGAGCUAGCCAAUAGAAUAUCACUAUUUUAUGCAGAUGCCACACCCAUGCUGAAGACGCUGAGUGAUGGCACGACAAAGUUUGUAUCUGAGAACAAGAACUUACCUAUUGAGAAUACAACAGAUGUGUUGAGCACUAUGGCAAGUGUGUGUAAAGUCAUGCUAGAGACACCUGAGUACCGUAGCCGUUUCAGCAGUGAGGCCACCGUGUCGUUCUGCUUGCGCGUCAUGGUGGGUGUCAUCAUCCUUUAUGACUAUGUACAUCCUGUCGGUGCUUUCGCCAAGUCCUCCAAAAUAGACAUGAAAGGAUGCAUAAAGGUUCUCAGAGAUCAGCCCCCAAACAGUGUGGAAGGCUUAUUAAAUGCUCUCAGGUACACGACAAAGCAUCUGAAUGACGAAUCAACUGCUAAGACCAUUAAAAGCAUGUUGCAGUAAGCAGCAGCUUGGGGUUACACACCACUGGCCUCCCAUAAGUGUUCAGGGGACACACUCCCUCCCGAACAACAGCAAUGCACAGAAUGUUUUUCCUUUUUCCUAAAGUCAAAAUCAGACAUACCAUACUGUUGGCAUUUUUUUUCUUUUUGUGCCAAAUCACCUUUUGCCGAAACCUUGAUUUUAACACAUACAGCCAUACUAAUGAUGGCAGCUACAUUAUAGAAAAUUUGUUGUUUUUUUUAAUUAUUAGGUUUAUUUUGUCUGUUUUCCUUUAAAAGGGAGGGAGAGUGUUUUUGACUUGAAAAAAUACAGUAUAUUGAGAGAGAAAUCUAAAUAAAUAUUUUAUUUUGUUUGAAUAAAUAUUUAAUAUCAUGUCCUCUGCAUGGCAUAAUGUUGUAUUUAAGGAAAAAAAAAAAAACAGAACUAGUGUUUCAAAAUUGUCUGACUGCUUGGUUGUGUACAUGUUCCAAAAUAAGUGAAUUUAAAUUAUGUUUUGCUAUGGUACUAGUCAAAACUGAGGAUUUCAGAUUGUAGUAAUGUUUCAAUUUUAUAUUUUUUAUAGGUUUUGAUUUAUGUUUUUCAUAGCUGUGAUUUAUGUUCUUCUGGCUUCAAUAUUUCUGGUGGAUUAAAAGUGAGAUUUUGUUGUAUGAUGACAUGAAAUGCGCUGUUUAAAAAAAAAAACAAUUAAAAGAUGCUUUCAUUUUUGUAACUGUUUUUUUAUCUAGAGAUUUUUUGGAGGGGUUUGUUUCAGAAACAUUAUUUUCAUUAAUGGUGUAUUGUGUGUGAUUUGGCAAAUGAAUGUACUUUUAAAUUAACUUGAAAUAAUAUUUUCACAUACAAAUUGUUUUUCUAAGGAAUACCCAGAUUAUUGUUAGUUUUAUUUCAAUGCACAUUGUUUGGUGUGUAUUGAUGACAGUUUUUAAAAAUGUAAUUAAUAACCAGGAAAAAGAUCUGACUAGUACUGAAAAACAAGCUCUGUUUAUUUAUUUCUCUUAAAGUCCUUUGUGUCCUUAAUCCAUUGAUAAAUAGUGUCCUUUAUCCAUUGAUAAAUAAUGGUGUAGACAGUUUUAUCCAUCUUAAAGCUGACCACAACUUCAAGUUUGAAUGUCUGUCUGUCUGUCUGUCUGUAUGUCAGAGUUUCCCUCUACAGAGUAUCCCAAAAGUCUACAUACAGAGGGGAAAUUAACAACCUUUUCCCAUACAUAGUUUAUAUCUUAUAUAUUUUCAAGGUGACUCCAUGUGUGUUUACAAAGUAAUGGCAAUCAUGUUGAGGAUGUUUUGUGAAUAAAGUUACACUUUUGCUUAAAAAA
Molecule: messenger RNA, 2667 nt
Organism: Tachysurus vachellii
Lineage: Eukaryota; Metazoa; Chordata; Actinopteri; Siluriformes; Bagridae
Gene: cyribb
Product: family with sequence similarity 49 member Bb
Exons: 12
Coding region: 380-1357 (325 amino acids)
Biological process (GO): regulation of actin filament polymerization; positive regulation of T cell activation
Molecular function (GO): small GTPase binding
Source: RefSeq, a predicted model, not a curated record